This is a messenger RNA of Aspergillus novofumigatus IBT 16806, 250 nucleotides long. RefSeq lists its product as uncharacterized. The record is from RefSeq and is a predicted model, not a curated record. The transcript has a single exon. The coding region runs from base 12 to 179 and encodes 55 amino acids. NCBI's taxonomy places the organism in Eukaryota, Fungi, Ascomycota, Eurotiomycetes, Eurotiales, Aspergillaceae.
AUAACUCCAUAAUGCCUUCGCCUUCAGAGCCCAGCCAGCAUUUCGAUUCUAUCGAAGACUCGAUCAAGGCUUUUAGUGAGUCAGCCUCUCAGGUUGUUGCGCCACCUGCGCGAGCUCCGAGGAUUAGGACCGAACAUGCUAAUGAUAAAUGCUCAACACAGAAAACGGAGAAUUCAUAAUAGUCCUUGACUCGCAAGAUCGUGAGAAUGAAGGUGACCUUAUCAUUGCCGCGGAGUCAGUCACAGAUGCA